AUGGAGUUGCAAGAAAUGUUGAACGGCAGGGCAGAUAGGAAAAGAGUGAUGGGAGAACUGCGAAGGGUGAGCUGUACGAGGGAGGCAAUAGAGAAGUAUCAGGAGCAGCUUAGGAAGGUACACUUUGAAGUAGGGUCAGUGAAAGAGGUAUGGGAAGAUUUGAGAGAAGAAGGAAAGGGGCGCGUCAGUAACUUUUUUAAAUCAUUCGACAAGACAGAAAUUAGCCCUGAGUGCCAUGAAGUUGUUGUCAACGGAGUGAACAUCGUGACGUCACGCCUCGAUGACAUGGCGCACAGAGAUCUGCAGAAGAUGAUGGCCUGGUAUGAGAAUAAUCACGGGAAUGAAGCUAGCAUAGGAACUUCCGGUUUAGUGAAUGUGAAACCUGUCAGAAUGUUUGUACUGUCAACACAAACUGGCGUUUUUUUAAAAACAAACACAAGCCAGCCUGUUUGUAAAAAUGAAAUAUACUGCAACACAAUAUUUGCUAAUAAAAAUAGCAAAUUCCACAAACUACUCUUGAACAACACUGAUGGAGAAAAUACUUAUAAUUUGACCUUGAUACAGUUGAUGUUUUGCUACAAAUUUAAGGAUAUCACAGAUGUCAAAAAUGCCUCCCAAAAUUUCAAUAGUCUAAACAGGAUGCAGGCUAUCAUAGAAGGUUUGUUUCAGAGAGAAGAAUCUUCUUUUGCGCACCUGAAAUGGUACAGGAAUAAUUAGCAAACACAAUUUCAACAAAUAAAUGAAGUACAUUAACGUCGAAGAGGUAUUUAUAUAUUUGCAAAAUUGAAAAGGCUAGAGCAAACUGUUUAGUACGUUGUAAACGUAAUUUUAGACUUUCUCUAAA
This is a messenger RNA of Belonocnema kinseyi, 844 nucleotides long. RefSeq lists its product as uncharacterized. The transcript is spliced from 6 exons. NCBI's taxonomy places the organism in Eukaryota, Metazoa, Arthropoda, Insecta, Hymenoptera, Cynipidae. The record is from RefSeq and is a predicted model, not a curated record. The coding region runs from base 1 to 717 and encodes 238 amino acids.